AUGCCUGGCGUUUUGAAUCGCCCGAAGGUGUUGGCACCCACCAUAGAUCAUGGCUCUCAUGACAAAGUGCCCUCCAUUAGGGACACUCCCAACUUCAUCGACAAUCAAUUCAUCCUCUCACAGGCAGAUCAAUGGUUCGACGUACGGGACCCUGCCACGAAUUCUCUUGUCACUCGUGUUCCACAGUCUACGCAAGCUGAACUGGAAGCCGCCGUCGCCUCUGCUAAACGAGCGUUUCCCGCCUGGAAAGCAACCUCCAUUAUGCGUCGUCAACAGGUUAUGUUUAGACUGACGCACCUGGUGCGCGAAAACAUGGAUCGCCUUGCGCGAAACAUCACUAUUGAACAAGGCAAAACUUUUGCUGACGCGAAGGGAGAUGUUCUGCGUGGUCUCCAGGUGUGCGAGACAGCUUGUGGCGUCACCACUCAGCUCCCUGGAGAGGUUAUUGAAGUGGCUAGGGACAUGGAAACACGCUCAUACCGCGAACCCUUGGGUGUGACGGCUGCAAUCUGCCCUUUUAACUUCCCUGCCAUGAUCCCACUCUGGUCGCUGCCGCUGGCACUAGUUACUGGGAAUACCCUUAUCCUCAAACCCUCUGAACGCGAUCCUGGAUCAGCUAUGAUCAUUGCAGAGCUCUGCGUGGAAGCAGGCGUGCCCCCUGGCGUACUUAAUAUUGUGCACGGAGCACAUUCUACGGUCAACUUCAUACUUGACGACCCUAGCAUCAAAGCUAUAUCAUUCGUCGGGUCGAAUAAGGCCGGAGAGUACGUCUGGACGCGGGGAACUGCAAACGGCAAGAGAGUACAAGCCAACCUCGGUGCUAAAAACCACGCAGCUCUUCUACCUGAUUGCAACAAAAAUCAUGCACUAAAUGCUAUCAUCGGUGCCGCAUUCGGCGCGGCUGGUCAACGCUGCAUGGCAUUAUCUGCUCUCGUUCUUAUUGGGGAAACGAAGAAUUGGCUGCCUCAGCUCGUGGAAAGAGCCUCACAGCUGAAGUUCACUGGUGGCUUUGAGCCGGAUGCUGACUUUGGCCCGGUGAUUUCUCCAGAAUCUAAAAAGCGGGUUGAAGAUCUCAUCGCUAGUGCUGAAGCUGAGGGCGCUACUAUCUUGCUCGACGGUCGCGGACAAAAGCCCCAGAACAGCCGAUUCGCCCAGGGCAAUUGGGUCGGGCCCACCAUUAUCACGAAUGUCAAGACACAUAUGAGAUGUUAUACUGAAGAGAUCUUUGGUCCUGUCCUUGUGUGCUUGGCUGUUGAUACUGUCGAGGCCGCUCUAGAGCUUAUCAAUAGCAAUGAGUACGGAAAUGGCGCUUCCGUCUUCACUAGCUCUGGCUCGACAGCAACAUUGUUUCAAAAGUCCCUGGAAGCAGGUCAGAUUGGCAUCAAUGUUCCAAUACCUGUGCCGCUGCCAAUGUUCUCGUUCACUGGGAACAAGAAAUCUGUGGCUGGAACUGGCAUGGCCAACUUUUAUGGAAAAGAAGGUAUUCGCUUUUAUACCCAAUGGAAGACUGUCACGAGUCUUUGGCGCGCCGAGGACGCCCUUGCAACUGAAAAGCAAGUCGCGAUGCCAACGCAGCAGUAG
Molecule: messenger RNA, 1581 nt
Organism: Fonsecaea erecta
Lineage: Eukaryota; Fungi; Ascomycota; Eurotiomycetes; Chaetothyriales; Herpotrichiellaceae
Product: Methylmalonate-semialdehyde dehydrogenase [acylating], mitochondrial
Exons: 2
Coding region: 1-1581 (526 amino acids)
Biological process (GO): thymine catabolic process; L-valine catabolic process
Cellular component (GO): mitochondrion
Molecular function (GO): malonate-semialdehyde dehydrogenase (acetylating, [NAD(P)+]) activity; methylmalonate-semialdehyde dehydrogenase (acylating, NAD+) activity
Source: RefSeq, a predicted model, not a curated record